This is a messenger RNA of Microbotryum saponariae, 1977 nucleotides long. NCBI's taxonomy places the organism in Eukaryota, Fungi, Basidiomycota, Microbotryomycetes, Microbotryales, Microbotryaceae. The record is from the annotation of a GenBank genome assembly.
AUGUCGAGCUCAUCUCCCUCAGUACCACCACCGGGCACAGUUCCGUACCACGAGCCAUCGAUCCCUCGCCUCUUGACGCUAUCCUCGCUCAUCUACCUCUUGCAAGUCGCUCGAUCGGUGGCAAACGCGAUCUUCGGUGCUGGUCUAUUGGGCGAGAUCAUGAUUGGCGUUAUCUAUGGGCCUGUAGCCAAGAUUCUGCCUAUCGAAUGGGAAGAGACCAUUUUGGUGUUGGGUUACCUCGGCCUUGUCUUGAUCGUCUUUGGUACGUCAUGAACACGGCACAGCUCCUCUCUCCGUUCCUUAUCAGGUAAUUAAUCUUAUCUCAUGCCCAACGCUGCAGAAGCAGGCCUGGACAUCAAGCCCUCGUUGUUCGUACGGGCGCUCCCGUUAUCGACGAUCGCAGCAUUACUUGGCAUCCUUACUCCCCUCGCCUUCACCUUCGCGCUAUUCCAAGCCUUCGGAUACCCAACGCUGCACGCCUUCACAGCAGGAUCUGCACUGGCUUCCACCUCAUUGGGGACGACGUUCUAUGUCCUCAGAGCACAGUCGACGCCGGCUGCGAGGACAGGUCAAAAUGUGGGGUCGCUUGAACCGCCUCCUGACUUGGCCGAGACGAGGAUUGGAGUGACGUUGCAAGCUGCGGCUUUGAUUGAUGAUGUCGUUGCGUUGGUAUUACUGGUAAGCACAAUCCUAUGCUGCAGCCUUGAGCUUGAGCCUAAGCCCGAUCCAAGUUAUCCCCGUCAUCGCAGGCGGUUAUCGUCUCGCUCGCAAAAUCUCAAGGCAACACCUCGAACCUAGGAUGGACGGUCGGUCGACCUCUCCUCGCCUCCAUCGCCAUGGUCCUUGUCAUACCUCCUUUGGGUCUAAUUGUCGCUCGUCCCCUAUUUCGGAAGUGGCUCGAGGCCCCGGUCGAAAGGAUCGGGAGGAAUGCAGAGUUGUUGCUCGGGAUGGUCGUGCUUUCGGGGUUUCUCGCUAUGUGAGUGAUGCUUUCGACGAGUCCAGUUAAGAAAUAGUGAGUGAUGGCUAACACAACCACUGCUCCCAUCCAUUUACAGUGCCUACUAUGCCGGUACGACGAUGCUCCUCGGUGCCUACCUCGCCGGCGUCUUUCUCCAUUCCCUCCCUUCCCCUACCUCGACCGUCGAUUUUCAAUGCACCUACUCAACUUGGGUCGGCCCUCUACAAAAGCACCUCUUCGCGCCCUUCUUUUUCUCUUCGAUCGGAUUCUCGAUUCCAUUUCUGCAGAUGUGGAGAGGGAGGAUUAUCUGGAGGGGGAUUGUGUAUGCGAUUUUGAUGGCGCUGGGGAAAGGAUUGGUCGGGUUGACCGUCGUCAUACAGGAUACGAUUCGGCCUCCGACAAAUGUCGGUUCCGCCAAGAGGCACGCGGAAGAGGAAGAGAGAAAGUCGAAGGAGCCGGAGGUAGGAAGGAUAUGGUCACGAAUUUUCGGCACGCGUGAUGCCGUUGAUGCGAAGAAGGACAAGCCCGUAGCCAUCGCCAUGUCGUCGGCGGCUGAACGCAAUAGGGCGGGACAUGUACAUCCUCUCACACCAAUCUCUACUCGAGGAGCGACAAAUGAUCCCAAAUCGACAGCUCUGCCGUCGGACAUCUCGUCAUCGACCCAAGUCGUCUCCCCUUCCAUCACGACGUCAGCGACCCUCGUCGCUCCUCCACCAAGUCGCCAGUCCUCAAGUCCUCGAAUCAGCUCAUUAUUACACGAUACCCUACCCACCGCCGCCUUCCUAGGCGUAGGCCUCAUCGCGCGAGGUGAGAUCGGCGUGCUGAUUUUACAAAGCGCGAUAAACUCUUCAUCCUCUCCAGGAAGUGCAAAGAUGUUAGGCGAAGAAGCUUUUCUUGUUGCUGUGUGGGCCGUGGCGUUGUGUACGAUCGUGGGUCCUGUUGGGAUGGGGUGGGUGUGUAGGAGGUUUGGGGCCAGACUCGUGGAGGGCCCUUGGGGCGCGGUCGGCACAGGUCGAUGA